AACCGCGCCCUCCUCGCCCCGCCCACCGCCACCUCCGCCAAUCGCCGGCCGCGGUUUCCCAGCCCCACCCCUCCCCUCCCCGGCGCUCGGGGAUGACGUCAGGAGGCGGUGCCGAGCCGCGGGCCGGAGCGGGCCCAGGUUGGAUGUAGAGUCUAAACUUCUUGCAGGUGACCCUCUAAAACAUUUCUUGUUUGUCCACAUCAUUCUCCUGAUGGAAGACCAGCCGAGGUUCCCUUUCUGCUGUUAGUGCUGAACAGUUGCUUGGAGAGGUAGUGAAUGAGUGAAGAUACGCUCCGUGCUGGUAACGUGUAUGAUUACGUUUCAGCUCUAAUAGCUUUUCUGUAGCCUUCUGUGAAGACUCAGGCACCAUAUCGAUGGGCUCUGAGCCAAAGAGUAGAAACCUAAAACUGCUUGGCUGGCUGCCAGAGCAUGUAUAGACAGUUUCUCUGUCUCCUUGCCAACACUAUUAUUUUAAUCAGCACUUAAAGACUCAUCGAAGUGCAGCUAAUUUGGUUCUGCUGGAAUACAGUGUGAGGAGCAAGAACUCCCUUUGCUUUAGUCUGGAGCAGCUGGUGGGAAUUCCACUGUGUACACCCAGCUCCAUGUGGAAAAAAGAGAAGUGCUACUCGGUGCCCGAAGAUGUGAAAGAAAGCAAAGCAGAGUCAGGACGUUAAGAGAUGUCAAAGCCCACCUUAAUUUCUUAGGGACGUGGUUGUUGCUGACGCUGCCCUGGGAAAAUGCCUUGACGGUGAAUUAACACCAGUCAGUGAUGGGCUGUGGGACAAGCAAAGUGCUUCCCGAGCCCCCCAAAGAUGUGCAGCUGGACCUGGUCAAAAAAGUGGAACCUUACACAGGCCACAAUGACAUAUAUAAGCAUUUCAUCAAAGAUGACUGUGGGACUAUCAUCAAAGCUGGCUCUCCCUCGCCUCCGCGUCACGCGAACCCUUGUCCUGGCAACCACCUGCCUGCCCACGUGGACCAGCCUGAGCCCCGCAAAAACAAAGUGGCUAAAUACCGUGCCAAAUUUGACCCCAGAGUGACGGCCAAGUACGACAUUAAAGCUCUGAUCGGGCGAGGGAGUUUUAGCCGCGUUGUGCGGGUAGAACACAAGGCCACCAAGCAGCCCUAUGCAAUCAAGAUGAUAGAGACCAAAUACCGGGAGGGGAGGGAAGUGUGCGAGUCAGAGCUCAGCGUGCUACGGCGAGUUCGUCACACCAAUAUCAUCCAGCUGAUUGAGGUGUUUGAGACCCAGGACCGUGUGUACAUGGUGAUGGAAUUAGCAACAGGAGGAGAACUGUUUGAUAGAAUCAUCGCUAAAGGUUCCUUUACUGAGAGAGACGCUACACGUGUGCUGCAGAUGGUGUUGGAUGGUGUGAAGUACUUGCAUACGUUGGGUAUCACGCACCGGGACUUAAAACCAGAGAAUCUGCUGUACUAUCACCCAGGAACAGAUUCCAAAAUCAUGAUUACAGACUUUGGGCUGGCCAGUGCUCGGAAGAAGGGGGACGACUGCCUGAUGAAAACCACAUGUGGGACCCCAGAGUACAUUGCUCCCGAGAUCCUGGUCAGGAAGCCGUACACUAACUCUGUGGACAUGUGGGCACUGGGUGUGAUCUCAUACAUUCUCCUGAGUGGCACUAUGCCCUUCGAAGAUGACAACCGCACACGCUUGUAUCGGCAGAUCCUGAAAGGAAAAUACAGUUACUCAGGCGAGCCAUGGCCCAGUGUGUCCAACCUGGCCAAGGAUUUCAUUGAUCGUCUGCUCACAGUGGACCCCAGUGACAGGAUGACAGCCCUUCAGGCCCUGAAGCACCCAUGGGUGGUCAGCAUGGCAGCCUCGUCCUCCAUGAAGAACCUACACCGUUCCAUCUCACAAAACCUUCUCAAGAGAGCGUCUUCCCGCUGCCAGAGCACCAAGUCUGCGCAGUCCACCCGCUCCAGCCGCUCCACCAAAUCCAACAAAUCACGACGGGUUCGGGAGCGGGAGCUGCGGGAGCUCAACCUGCGCUACCAGCAGCAGUACACUGGCUGAGCGCCGGCUGGGACCUGCCGGGUGGCUUUCCCAAUGUCUUCUCUGCGGUGUAGGAACAUCCAGGUUCCUCCCUCCCUCCCUCGAGGUGUCCCCCCCAUCCAUGAGGAGGUGUGCCCCCUGUGCAGAGGAAAGGGAACCUCGUGGUGGCCAUCACACCCUGCGAGCUGUGCCACAGGAAACGGGGGAGCACUUGUGGGCUCAGAGCGCAGUUCAGAGCCUCAAGUCAUACACAAAUUAAGGAGCCACGUGGGGAGAAGAGCUCUUUCUGUAGCCCAGGAGCUUGGUUGCUCAUAGUUAUUUAUUAAUUCCAGAGUGUUAAGUUUCUCUCACUUGCAUAUGAAAAAAAGAAAUCACUUUAUGUGUAUGUACAUCUACGUAUGUGUGUGCAAUACAUGUGUGGGUGUGUAUAUGUAUUUUAAAACUACAUAUACACAAAUUUUGAGCUGGCUUAGUCAGACUGUGGUCCCUUUGCAGUGAAGGAGGUAUGAGUCACAUGCAGUUAGAAGUAGGAUAGCUCUGACUCACUGGCGUGCUGCCCACCAGCUCCUCAUCUCUGUACAGCUCUGAGGAGAUGCCAGACAGCAGUUUUCCGUGACAACUGGGAAGCUGCGAGGUUUCCCCCGAGGGCUGCCAUCCGCCUGAUGACAUCAAGGGUUUACUCAAGCUGUGCGAGAGCUGCCCUGCGAAUUGGCAACACAGGAUGGAGUGCUGCGAGCUCCAAGCUGGAGUUUGGUUCCUUUGAUCUGGAUGGGGUGGGUGCUCCUGAGGGAGGGGUGGGAAGAGGAUCAUGGUCCUGUAGAAUUUAAUGGUAUGCAAAGGGUUGUCUUUAGCAAGGCAGGAUUUUUAGAGGUUCUGUGCUGUCCCCCUUGAAUUGUCCUUCCCCUGCUUGCAGCCAGACCAGUGCCUGCCACGCAGGGUUUGUUGUUGCUGUGACCUGGCCCUGUCAUGUCUGUGACCAGACACACCUUGUGCCCUUCACACUAGUGUUACCGAUCGUGUUGCUUCACUAAAACUUUGGUGCUUCCAGGUAUUGCUCCUUGUGUGCAGGUUUUUGUGGGGCUCCUCUGUUUUGCGUGCCUGUUCUGGCCCGGUCUUGCUGUCCCUCCUCUGGGAUGGUGAAGUGGUGGUGGGAGCUGUUGGCAUGGCCACAAGUGACUCCAUAGCAUAAGGGCAGGGGCUUGAGCAGCAGAGAUAAAUACCCUAGAGACAGUGCAGAAAAACUUUAGAGCUGUUAGGUGUGACUUAAAUCCAACAGGAAAAAGCUGCCUUUCAGGUCUUCUUGUGCUGGAUGUGUCAUGUGGGGGCCUCUUGUGAAGAACCUCUCAGGUGAGGUGUGUGCUGUAGAGCUGAGGUUUGUGCAAGCUUGCUGAGACAUCUUCCCAGCUGGUCUGAGCAGCAGAGUGGGGCUGUUGGCACAAUCUCAGGGUGGAUUUGGCUUCUUGUGAUAGCGGAGCCAAGAUCUGCAGUGACGGCGAAUGCUGCUCUUUGAAGCUUUUCAGACAAAGCCGUGCGGUUUGCUUCACGCUGGGUACUUGGGAAGUGCUGGCAUAGCUCCGGGCUGGAAACGCAGGCUCUGCCAGCUCAAUGGGCUGGCGAGCGUGGCCUUUCCGCCCAGGAUUGAUGUCUGUGCUGCUGUGUUUCAGUGCCAGCAAGGUUUUAAGUGGUUGGUCACAUCUCCAGGGAGCUGUAACUGUACUGGCCGCAGCCCCUCCUGGUCAGCAAACAGCAAAGCAGGGCAGCUGCAGUGGGAGAAGAGUUUUCUGUGCUAAGGAGUGGGGGGGGAAGUAAUUUCUAGGGGUGUGCUUCCCACCCCAGGCUGGGCCAGGCCCUGACUGCUGUGAGCACAGCCCGGUGCACCCAGGCGUGCGGUGGGAAUGUGGCAGAGGAAACCUGAGGGCAGCCAGUGUGUUGCAGGGGUGAAUUCUAAAUCCUUGGCAUGGUUUUCAAUAUUAUUUUGAAAAAUCCAAAUCGUUUGCAGGCUGCCCUUUCUCUGAGUGGCCAUCCUACCAUAUCAUAGAAUGAUUUUGAUUGGAAAAGACCUUUAAGAUUGAGUCCAACCAUUAACCCAACCCAGUCAAGUCCUUCUCUAAACCAUGUCCCUAAGAACCUCAUCUGCACAUCUUUUAAACCCCUCCGGGAAUGGUGCUUCCACCACUGCCCUGGGCAGCCUGUGCCAAUGCCCAACAAUGCUUUCUGUGAAGAAAUUUUUCCUAAUAUCCAAUCUAAACCUGCCCUGGUGCAACUCGAGGCUGUUUCCUCUCAUCCUGUCGCUUGUUACUUGCCUAACACUCUCCAUGCUACAACCUCCACAUGGUCUUUCUUCCGUCAACAUUAAUGGAUGCCACAGAAUUACCAAAAAUCGUUCUUUUCAACUCUGUGGACUGCAAAACAAAAGUUUCUUCAGCUUCUUUUGCUUUCUCAUGUCAUUUUCUGUGGUUCUUUACCAUGAACAAUAAACCAGGUGGGAUUUCUGUCAAUACAGGCAGCUCCGUAAACAAUUCAGUGCCCCUUGUAUUACUGCCAACGGCUCUCCAAAAGCCGCAACGACUAAGGCAAGAAUCGACUGGAACUUUGUUCUUCUCUUGUAUGUUACACACUGGCAGGAUGCUUUCUCAAAAGGCUUCUGGUUUUGAGCCAUUAUUCAGAGUCUCCUGCAUAUUUGGAGCAUGGCACCCAGAUGCUGUGAUCUCUUUUACCUCCUGGUUCUUCCAUGGCCCUCCCCAGGUUAUCUGGUGUGUUUGUCCUCAAAACAGGUGGUUUUGCCUGUGCAAGGAGGUCAAACUGAUUAACUGAGCCAAGACCUGUAGAACUGAGACCCUUCCCUUUAACCACUAGACCAUCACAAUGUGCAGGAGUGCAGGUGUCUGCCCAGCCUGUUCCUUCGUGCCUUCUCCUGUGGGUGGGGGGUGGGUGAAGGUGGAGAGGAGGUCAGGAUGGUGAGCUCUGGUCUGACCGGGCUCGUUUCUCCACCUUCACAAAGCAGAGCAAGAAUCUUCUCAUCUGUGACAAUUUUUGCUUUGCUGCUCUUUUCAGCUGUUAGGUUUUCACCCACAAAAGUUAACUCAUAGUGUGUUUGGGGUGGAAUAUGUUUUGGGAAGUGAGAUGUUGCUGUGUAUGUUCUCCUAACAGUGUCAGUUUUCUGUGAUGAUGCUCGAAUGGCUGGGGGGUGAAUUGGCAGAAGGGAGGAUCCUUCACACUCAUGGGCAAUGCUGGGUAGCUGCUAUGAGACAAUUGCACCAAAGAGGACCACAUCCAUCCCAUAAGGGGCCUUGGCUUUUCUAGAAAAAGAACUUAAAAAUCAAUGUAAACAUGAGGAACAUCUUUAUAGGCUUCCCUUCCAUCAUUUGACUGUGACUCUCCUGGCUCAAUCCCUCUCCUUUUUCUAAAUUCAGUGUUUGCAGGAACUCUUACACCCAGAACAAUAACGUGUGGGCAGAGGGGAGACGAGCAGAGCUCCGACCAAGUGUCCCUUGGAGUCCUCAGUGAUCUUCCUGUUUUCACUCUGUCUGAAAAACUGUGAUGUCCAAACACUACACUGCAAGAACAAUUCCUCAGGUGCUUUUACCCUUGCAAUGGGGGCACGUUUUCAGCUGGGUCUGCUGGGAGGGGAACAGGCAAAGUGCUGUAAUUUUGAGCCGUAGUUUAGGUGCCUUCAAUCUGUCCUCUAAGAAGCUCUUCACUGUGAAUUAUCUCGAUUGUCUGUCUUCAUAUAUAUUCCACAGGAGUAUGUCAGUGCUCAGUUUAUCUUAAGUCUCAGGAGUUUACACUUUUCAAGUGUGCCUUGUUUGGGGAUUUUAGAAGCUAAAAUACCCAGAUUUCUUUUUUCCCUGCUCUUUUGUUUAAUUUUUUAAAUCCCCUUCUGUGACUCUUCAUGGUGGUUCUUAAUUCAGCUCGUGGGGUUUUUUGGAAGGUUUCUGCUGGUACUGAAUUAGCCAGGAGAAUGCAGGUAACAAAUGCAUGUUCCAGACCAUUGCUGAGUUGCAGUCUUUAUAUUAGUUGGGCUGCACAUCUCAGAGUGCUUUUGUUUUCUGUACUUUUGUUCAUGCAAUGAAAGCGAAGCUGGAAUGACACCUAGUGGCAAAUUGUUGUGUGUCCUUGUCCAAGUCCAGCCAUCUGCUGGGUGUGUUCCCACUGUUCCUGGGUGAGAUGCUCUUACAAAGAGGAAUCUGGGUUUGCUGAGUGAUGCUCCUGGACCACACCUGCAGUCCCAGCUGUUUAACAGCUCGCUCAACGGGACACUGUUUUCUCCUUUACUGAUCCCAAAGAACAGCAUCUGACCCCACGCAGGGGAGCGUGAGUCCACGUGCAUGAACUGGAAGGGAUGCUCAGUGCUGGGGAAAAGACACGUGCGGCCAACCCACCAGUGUCUCGAGGGGAUGCUCACCAGCACCCUGCCCUGGGGAGACAUCUCAGGGCUCACUAGGAGAAAGACUCUGAGGUUGGAAUCAGUAGGUUUGGGACUUUCUCCCACCUUGAGAAAUGAUGGAGCAGCUCAGUGUGUUGCUUCCCUGUGUAUUCUGUUUCAGGGAAAAGCAAUUUUAAGGAGUAGAGGGAAUUAUGGUUGGUAGUAUUUUGGAACUUAGCUGUACUGUGUGAAAUAAUCCCAGUGUUUUGUCCCUGAGAGUUUGGCUGCUCUCUUGGGAGAGAGAACUACGGCUUCAAAGAAUGUGGCCUGUUGAUUCCUUGAUUUCUUCUUUUUUAAAUUUUUUUUAAGGGUUAUUGGAAAUGAAUGUGAAAAGGUCUUCCAGGAAUAACAUCAGGUGGUCUACAUACUUGUGAAGCUUUGCAUCCAGAUUUUUGAGUAUGUGAUGUAUUUUUCCAUGCAUUUUGCUAAAACAGCGGUUACUUGUCCGUGUUUGAUUUACUUCCCACCCUUCUCAGGCUCCUAAAAAACAUUAACAUGUCAACCCAGUGGUGGUAGAAACUCCCCUUCCUUCAAUCCAGAAGAAGUCUGUGCUGUUUAACACUGUGGUAACAUCCAGAUGCUUCUGCCGGUUCCUGGACUGCGUUGUUCUUGGAAAUGUACAGCCGGACGUGAGGGACAGCUUUAUGUGAUGAGAGUCAGCCCAGACAGAAGGGCUCUGACCUGCCGGUUCAGUAGCGACGUGGAAACCAGCUGCAGUGUAGGGCCUGCCUUACGUAUUUAUCUUGGAAAUUAUAAACCCUCAAACUCUUAACUUCUUUGGAAUUUGGGUCAGGUAUUUUCUGCUCUGCUAAUUUCCAUUCUUUCUCAUACCCUGCUCCGUUUCUCAAUCCUGUUUACUACCCGGGUGUUUGGCUGAAGUACUGAUACAGUCAACUUAUGUGUCAUUCACAAACGGGGAUGGGGUUGUGGUUAACUCGACUACUGGGCAGCAACUCUGGGUUUGGCUCCGCGGGAGCCGUGGUGAGUCCUGGAGCCAGGUGAAAGUGUCUGUACGGUGGGAGGAGGCUCGGAGGACCCGCGGCACAGGCUCAGCUCAAAAUGAUCUUGUACAACAUAGGAGUGCCUGGCUGUUCCAGGCACUUAUCAGACUGCAUGAGGCCCAUAGUCUGAGUUUAAGUGAUGAUGCUAAAGGUUCAGAGGGUUUGAGGCAGGGUAAACAAAAAUCUCAAUUAUUUGACUUAAUUUAGUUUUCUAAACGAAGCAAAGCAACACAGAGAUUGGCUUUUUGGGGGCAUCACACCCUCUGAAGGAGUCACAGUCUGUUCUCCGGCAGCAGUGUGAGCCCUGGGAUUUGCAGGGAGGGUGGUUGUGUCCCGGCCUCUCACCAGCUCGGUUUCAUCCUGGAAAAUACCACAAAGUGCCUGUACCCCUGGGUGCCAGAUGCCCAGCCCCAAGUUGCCUGCACCUCUCUUGGGAGGUUUUUGGUGCUUUUUUCUGACCACUCCGUCUCUCCUUGUUCAGCCUGGAUUAGAAAUGCAGCUCUCGGAGGCAGGUGCAUGUCAGUUGUGCCUUACUGAGCAGUAAAUUUGCAAAAAAAUCGAAAAAAAAAAAUGUGAAGCAGCAGGGAUGUGCAGUGGCAACGACAUCGCGGAGCUUGGUACCCUGCACACUUGGUGUCCCUGCGGCGAGGGAGCUCUGCCUGCCUGGUGACACUUUUUCCUUCUCCCGCUGCGGCAAUACUGUAGAUCCCUCGUGUGUGACGGGCGAGCUCCUCACUGCUGUUGCAGAUCACGUUGCACUGUGUUUGUCUGCUGAACGCGGGGGAGACCCACAGCCCCAACACGGUGCGUUGGACACGAGCAGCUCCUGCCAGCACACCCAGAUGCCCUGAGCUUUCCUGUUGCCUUUCGCUACGGAAAGACACCUCCCGGGAAGCUCUCGGGACCGGAGCUGUUCCGGCACUUGCUGUUAUUUUUGGUCACCAAAUUUCCGGUGCUGGGUUGGAACGGUUUGGAAGUAACUCCGGUUGCAUCCUGUUCAUCUCACAACGGGGCUGUUUUGAGAAGCCUCCAGUUCUGUGGCUUGCCUUUUGAAUCCUGUCUUUACACUAAGGGCUGUUGUAGGAUGAGGUCUGAACCAUUGUAAUUAGUCUGUAAUGUUACGAUUAGAGUGUACAGAAUUAUUUAUUUUGUGUACUCAGUCUGCUCAACAUGUUAAAUGUAUUCUGUGUACCACA
Messenger RNA from Columba livia (rock pigeon), 8634 nucleotides. It is a transcript of the gene PSKH1, whose product is annotated as protein serine kinase H1. The record is from RefSeq and is a predicted model, not a curated record. NCBI's taxonomy places the organism in Eukaryota, Metazoa, Chordata, Aves, Columbiformes, Columbidae. Gene Ontology annotation, molecular function: ATP binding; protein kinase activity. The transcript has 3 exons. The coding region runs from base 770 to 2032 and encodes 420 amino acids. Gene Ontology annotation, biological process: protein phosphorylation.